CUCUCACAGGUUUCGAAAGAGUUGGCCAAAUCUACUGCGCGCGGCCUCGCACAGUGUGUCACCCAGAAUGGCAUCGCCAUCAUCCAGCCGCAAAUCAGUUUCUGGGAGCGAGAGCGGGAGCACCGGGAGGCAAUCCACGGGAGAAACUAUACCUGACGCACUGUCAGUUGAAGAGCAUGGAAGACAGUGGAAUGCAUAUCGAGAAGGAAAAUACCUCCUACCUAACGACGGGGACGAGCAAGACCGUCUGGACAUGCAACACAAUAUGUGGAGGCUGCGGCUGGGUGGAAGACUCUACCUCGCCCCUGUUGGACACCCUUCCCAGGUCCUCGAUAUAGGAACUGGCACAGGUAUAUGGGCUCUGCAAUUCGCAGCAGAGCAUCCCACGUCGAAUGUGAUUGGAACCGAUAUCAGCAUGAUUCAGCCCAGACAUAAUCUUCCGCCAAACUGCUUAUUUAUCCGCGAGGACAGCGAGGAAGAGUGGAUCUUCGACAUCAAAUUCGAUUUCAUCCACUGGAGGCUAAUGGUAUCCUGUUUCCAUGACCACAAAGAGAUGCUCCAGAAAGUAUACGACAACCUCGUCCCGGGCGGGUGGGCAGAGUUUCAAGAGUGGUCGUGUGAAUUCCUCGGCGCGGAUGGCCGUGCCGAGGAGAAUCUGCAGGCUUCAGUCCUGGGUAGAUUCAUAGAGACGCUCAUAGCUGGUGGAGCCGCGACCGGACGGGAUUUCCGGGCCCCUCGCAAGUAUAAGCGCUGGAUGACCGAGCUAGGUUUC
Molecule: messenger RNA, 772 nt
Organism: Cryphonectria parasitica EP155
Lineage: Eukaryota; Fungi; Ascomycota; Sordariomycetes; Diaporthales; Cryphonectriaceae
Product: S-adenosyl-L-methionine-dependent methyltransferase
Exons: 4
Molecular function (GO): methyltransferase activity
Source: RefSeq, a predicted model, not a curated record